Messenger RNA from Chinchilla lanigera (long-tailed chinchilla), 2770 nucleotides. It is a transcript of the gene Proc, whose product is annotated as protein C (inactivator of coagulation factors Va and VIIIa). The coding region runs from base 1211 to 2674 and encodes 487 amino acids. The record is from RefSeq and is a predicted model, not a curated record. The transcript is spliced from 9 exons. NCBI's taxonomy places the organism in Eukaryota, Metazoa, Chordata, Mammalia, Rodentia, Chinchillidae. Gene Ontology annotation, biological process: blood coagulation; proteolysis. Gene Ontology annotation, molecular function: serine-type endopeptidase activity; calcium ion binding. Gene Ontology annotation, cellular component: extracellular region.
UGCGGUCGCGGGCGGCCAGCGGCGUAGGCACGCGGCACGCUGGGCCCAGCCUCGGAGGGGCUGCAGGGUCGAGUCCUGUGGAGGGGGCCGGGCAGGGAGAAGUGUGGGCGGCCCUGGGAGCGGCCUCCUGGGAAGAGAGAUGCUUAGCGAAGCCGCCCUGACCUUGGGGCACCCCAGGGCUCCGUCUGAGCCGGGCCUUUACUUCUGCCCGCUUCCUUUCUGACACCUGGCUAGGAAGUGCCCGCAGCCUUUCCACAGUCCUGUUUCUCUUUCUCACGUGUGCGCAAAGCAGCUUGUUUUCUUAUUUUUAUUUGACCCAAAUGCGCUCUGCAGAGCAUGUUUCCUUAAUCAGUGUAAAACCACACUUGCCACCUUUUGCCCGUGUCUGGACCAGUUCUUUGCUCAGGAAGAACCUAGAAACCACCUCUAGAAGGAGGCCCCAGCACCCCAAACCCUGGUAACAUAGCCGGUAUCCCAGAGGAAAUUGUCAUGCAUGAAGACAGUUGUGGUGGCACAUACCUGUGAUCCCAGCCACCUCUGAGCCUGAGGCAGGAGGAUCCCAAGUUCAAGGCCAGCCUGGGCAGUUUAGCCAGAUCCUGUUGAAAGAAAGGAAGCGGGAGGGGAGGAGAAAGGAAAAAGGGCUGGGGAUGUAGCUCAGCAUUACCUGGAUUCCACCCCUGCCACAGGGAGGAGAGAGAGAGAGGAGACACUGUCAUGGUAUGAUGGACUGUCUUUUUCUUUUAUAGCGGCACAUAAACCCUGAAUUUGAUGAAAUAUGAUAUUUGUUGUGUUGAUUAUAGACAAACUGCAGCAUUUUGCAUUAAAGCAUCCCUCCCUUAGCCAGCCACUCUGAGGUGAAAAGAGAUCACAUCUGUCAAGGGUUUUAAGGGUGCCAGCCACACCCCACAUUCCACCCCUGGACAGCACCCUUGUGGCCAGGGCUGAGCUCUGAUGACCUGGGUGUGAGGGGCCAGGACCAGAGUGUCAGCACCAUUUGUUUGUUUUUCUGGGGAGAGGGUGGCCUUGUACUAGUUAUGGAUUAACCGUGUUCCGGGCCAUCAUGGCAGCAGAAAGGCAGACUUGCCGUCUCUCCAGGGCCCACCCCUCUUCCUCCUAGAAGGCUUCGGGCAGAGCACUGAGGGCUGGGGGCUGCCAGAAGCUCAGACGUCCUCCUCAGACAGGCGUCAGCGACAAAGUCAGCGACGGCAGAAUGUGGCGGCUGGCAGGCUUGCUGCUGUUCCUGGCCACCUGGGGCAUUUCCAGCAAACCGGUCCCUCCUGACGCAGUGUUCUCCAGCAGCCAGCGUGCCCACCAGGUGCUGCGGAUCCGCAAACGUGCCAACGCCUUCUUGGAGGAGGUCCGUCCUGGCAACCUGGAGCGCGAGUGCCACGAGGAGAUCUGUGACUUUGAGGAAGCCAAGGAAAUUUUCCGCACCGUGGAUGCCACACCAGGAGCAGCGAGGUGCCUGUCCACACACAGGCUGGCGCUGACGCCCGUCCUCUCCCCACAGCUGGCCUUCUGGUCCACGUACUUCGACGGUGACCAGUGCCAAAGCCUCCCGCCGGAGCACCUGUGCGCCAGCCCCUGCUGCGAGCGGGGCAUGUGCGUGGACGGCCUCGGCAGCUUCACGUGCGCCUGCAACCAGGGCUGGGAGGGCCGCUUCUGCCAGAACGAGGUGGGCUUCAGCAACUGCUCCUCGGACAACGGCGGCUGCGCGCACUACUGUCUGGCGGAGGGGGACUCGCGCCGCUGUAGCUGCGCGCCAGGCUAUGAGCUGGCUGACGACCACCUGCAGUGCGAGCCCGCGGUGAUGUUCCCAUGUGGGAGGAUACAGAAGCUAGUGGAGAAGAAACGAAGCAACUACAAACGUGACACAGACCAAGUAGAGCAAGAAGAUCAGGAUGAACAGUUAGAUCCAAGGAUCGUCAACGGCACUGAGACCAGACGUGGAGAGAGCCCCUGGCAGGUGAUGCUAAUGGACUCCAAGAGGAAGCUGGCCUGCGGCGGAGUGCUGAUCCACAGCUCCUGGGUGCUGACUGCGGCCCACUGCGUGGAUGAGUCCCGGAAGCUCAGCGUCAGGCUCGGUGAGUAUGACCUGAGGCGCAGAGACAAGGGGGAGGUGGAGCUGGACAUCCAGGAAAUCUUCAUCCACCCCAACUACACCCGGAGCACCACCAACAAUGACAUUGCGCUGCUCCACCUGGCCGAGCCCACCGUCCUCUCCAAGACCAUCGUGCCCAUCUGCCUCCCGGACAGUGGCCUUGCGGAGCGGGAGCUCACUCAGGCCGGCCAGGAGACAGUGGUGACAGGCUGGGGCUACCAGUCUGAGCGGAAGGGAGAUCCCAGGAGAAGCCUUACUUCCGUUCUCAACUCCAUCAGGAUUCCUGUGGCCCCUCACAAUGAGUGCAUCCAGGUCAUGAAGAACGUGAUCUCAGAGAACAUGCUGUGUGCAGGCAUCCUUGGGGACACGCGGGAUGCCUGCGAUGGUGACAGUGGGGGGCCCAUGGUUGCCUCCUUCCAAGGCACCUGGUUCCUGGUGGGUCUGGUAAGCUGGGGUGAGGGCUGUGGGCUCCCUAACAACUAUGGUGUCUACACCAAAGUUAGUCGCUACCUGGACUGGAUCCACAGCCACAUCAGGGACAAGGACGGCUCCCCUCAGAACCAAGUGCCAUAGCUGUCCUGCGCGUCUCUGGACCCCAGGCCCCUUGCAAGUGGGGCUGGGCUGCCGGGUGGCCAUUAAAGGGGCAUGCACUAAGCAUACUGGCCUAUA